Molecule: messenger RNA, 942 nt
Organism: Saprolegnia diclina VS20
Lineage: Eukaryota; Oomycota; Saprolegniomycetes; Saprolegniales; Saprolegniaceae
Exons: 4
Coding region: 1-942 (313 amino acids)
Biological process (GO): fatty acid beta-oxidation
Cellular component (GO): mitochondrion
Molecular function (GO): (3S)-3-hydroxyacyl-CoA dehydrogenase (NAD+) activity; NAD+ binding
Source: RefSeq, a predicted model, not a curated record
AUGAUGAUGAUGAAGACGGGCAUGCGGUCGAUGGCGACCAAGACGAUCCCGGAGAUCACGCGCGUGGGCAUGGUGGGCCUCGGCCUCAUGGGCCAUGGCAUCGCGCAGACCGCGGCCAUGGCCGGCUACGACGUCGUUGCGCUCGACGUGACGCAAAAGUCGCUCGACGCUGGCCUUGCGCGCAUCGAGGGCUCGCUCGAGAAGAUCGGCGCCCGCCACGUCAAGAAGGGCGAGUGGACUGCGGACCAGGCCAAGGACGAGUUUGCCGCUGUCAUGGGCCGUAUCCACGGCUCGGUCGUCAAGAAGGACCUCGCCGAGUGCGACCUCGUCAUCGAGGCGAUCAUCGAAGACGUCGAGAUCAAGAAGACCUUUUACAAGGAGCUCGGCGGCAUCGUCAAGCCCUCGGGUAUCUUGGCCUCCAACACGUCGUCGCUCUCGAUCGGCGACUUUGCCGGCUCGUCGGGCCGCCCGUCGCAAGUCGUCGGCCUCCACUUCUUCAACCCUGUCCAGGUCAUGAAGCUCGUCGAAGUCGUCCAGACCAAGGAGACAGACCCGGCCGUCUUUGACGUCUCGAAGCGCUGGGCGGCCUCGCUCGGCAAGACGCCCGUGAGCUGCAAGGACACGCCCGGCUUCAUCGUCAACCGCUUGCUCGUGCCCAACCUCGCGCAGGCGCUCUUCCUCCUCGAACGCGGUGACGCGUCGAUGGAAGACAUUGAUGUCUCGAUGCAGCUCGGCGCCGGCCACCCCAUGGGUCCCAUCACGCUCGCGGACUACGUCGGCCUCGACACGAUCCUCUUUAUCCUCGAGGGCUGGACCACCAAGUACCCGAACGAGCCUGUCUUUGAGGUCCCGUCGCUCCUCCGCCAAAAGGUCAAGGAAGGCAAGCUCGGCCGCAAGACGGGCGAAGGCUUUUACAAGUGGAACGGCGACAAGCGCGCGUAA